Messenger RNA from Penaeus chinensis, 2112 nucleotides. RefSeq names its product acyl-CoA-binding domain-containing protein 5-like. The coding region runs from base 4 to 1659 and encodes 551 amino acids. Gene Ontology annotation, biological process: fatty acid metabolic process; autophagy of peroxisome. Gene Ontology annotation, molecular function: fatty-acyl-CoA binding. The transcript is spliced from 9 exons. The record is from RefSeq and is a predicted model, not a curated record. Lineage: Eukaryota; Metazoa; Arthropoda; Malacostraca; Decapoda; Penaeidae.
UAAAUGAAAAGCGAGAUGAAGAAAUCGCAUCGCGCGCAAGAAUCUCCAUCAGAUAAACCAUCCCGUGUCGGAGGCGAAGGUCGCGCGCCGUUCCUCCAUGCAGACUCCAUUCUUCAGAUCCCCCACAACAUGACGACGGAGGACAAAUUUCAGGCCGCUGUCAACAUUAUUCGGAGUCUACCUAAAGAUGGACCAUAUCAGCCAUCUCACGAUAUGAUGCUGAAGUUCUAUGCCCUGUACAAACAAGCAGUGGAAGGCCCAUGCAACGAACCAAAACCUGCUUUCUAUGAAGUAGUUCGAGGCUAUAAGUGGAGAGCUUGGAGCAGCCUGGGCAACAUGUCGAAGGCAGAAGCUAUGAAUACCUAUGUGGAGGAACUGAAGAAGGCUAUAGACCUGAUGUGGCCGAAUAAGGCUAGCUUGUGGCCAUCCAGACAGGCACUUAGCCACACCAGCCUCUGCCUGUUCAGUAAAGUGCCUUACAGCCAUGCGCCUCUGACCCAGAUUAUCGAGACCAUGGCAUACACAGAAGAUGUGGCAAACUUCAUUGACGCUCUUGGUCCUUUCUAUGAGUUUAUCGACAUUCCUGGAACGAAAAACAAGAACAACAACAACAACAAAGGAAAUGACAAGCCCGAUAACGACAAGAAAGACGAUUCUGCAGGGGAUGCUAAUGACAAACCCCUCACCAAUGGCCUUAAUAUGCCCGGUAAGAUGAAUGGCAUCCACAACCCUGACAGUGACUCGGGUUCAGGGUCAGAGGCCGCGCAGUCUUCGAGCCAGGACAGCUCGCCUCAGCACAGUAGAGAGGAAACCAUUACGCAGGAAGUCAGGGAGGAGGCCGAAAUACUCGAGGAGGAGGAGGAGGAACUAGUGGUUGUCGAGGUCAGGACCGAGAGGGAAGACAAGACUACACACACACUGACGCUCUCACCCAGGGUGCUCAGCGACACAGACUCGGAUGAAGAGUAUUCAGAACCUGCUGAGACCCCCGACCAUCUGGCAAAGGUGCAGUCUCUCUUAGCGGACCAAGGGCUCACUCCACCACGCCGCCUCCACCAGUCGGAGAACCAGGAAAGCACAAGUUACCCAGCCCCAGCCCCAGCUCUGUUAUCCCAGCAUGUCCCAGUCAGCAGUAGCUCGUCAGAUGAUGCUGUGACCUGUGGUGGAGGAGAUCAAAGCCAUCCAGGAGGACUGCAGAUGACACCCAGGCAGUCCCAGCAACGAUUUAGUGGCACUCCCCUUUACACAUCCCAAGUGUCCUCGGGCAGCCUUGCGACGCCCAUCCACUCGGGAGGCUUCACCAGAGGCAGUGGAGGAGGUGGGUCAGGGGGGGACGGUGGCAGAGGCGGCAGCACAGACAUCGUAGAGGACGUGAAUGCACAGCUGGUGGUGGUGCUGAGGCGCUUGCAGGCAGACAUGGAGAGCGUGCUGCACAGGCUGAACACGCUAGAGACAAUCACCCUGAGUCAGCACCACACUGUUUGUCACCAUUGCCAGACGGGAAGCUCCAACACCCCAACAGCACGCAUGGAGCCUUCGUGGUGGCCAUUCCCAGAGCUCUCUCCACGCUCCACAUUUUUCCUGCUGGUCUGGCCCCUCAUCCUUCACGGCGGAAUUAAGCUUCUCCUUCUCUUACGAUCACGACGGCGACAACGAUAAGGGCUGUUUUCCCCCUUCUGAAUUCUCUGUUCUUUUUACUAAUGAUGUGAUAUGAUGUAAAACAUUACAGCUACUUAUGGUACAGUGAAACAGUUGUACUCUUUCUGUAUGAUUGUGAGUGUACAUGAAAUAUUUUUCAUGGGUGAGAUUUUGGAAUCCAAACGUAAACUCUUUAUGAAAUAUAUAAGUAUUUUAUAAUGUUUUGUAGUGGAGGUAUAUGUAGGUAUAGGCAUAUGAUAUAGGGUAUAAAGAGAAUAAAUAAGGUAGAGCUAUUCAAAGAACCAAAAAUGUUUAAGCUUACCUUUUGCUCUCGUAUAUAGUUGCAUUUUGUUGUACUAAAGUGUUUUUUUUUUCUUUAUCAUGAUUAAACGUCUUUGUUUAGUAAAAUUGUAAGAAGAUAAGUUGAUUUACCUUUUUAUGCACAAUAAAAAAGAAAAAGAAAAGAAAAAAAAA